AUGGAUGAAUCGCUGAGCAUCCCAUCGUACGAGGCUUUUCGUCUUCAGAACAAGCCACCUCAGGUAUCGCCGGACUUUUUGCGCCUCCGAUGGAAGCCUUUUGGCCCUAUGGCGACAUCAAUCCAUGUUGCCAACAGUCCAGGUGACCCACCAUCACCCGAGGACCAGCCUUAUAGUCAAGAUGCUAUGGGAUUCCAUCCAAUUUGCACUUCGUCGCUGACAGAGCCCCCGAUCUCGUCCAUUACGGUAACCCAGGACUGUCUUGACAGUUGGGAGGAGGACUGGGUAGAAUCCCACAUUCCCCACGCCGACUACGAUGGAGCAGUAUGGACGGAUGGCAGCGAGGAUGAUGAUGCUGUGGAUGAAGAUGACAGUCAUGGAGACGACGAGACAGGCCGCAAACUCAUGCGCUGCUGUGAUGAGAACCGCCCUCCCCGAAAGUCGCCUCAGCUCGAGAUCAAGGCAUCUAGUAAACCCUACCUGACAAUCCACGAUUACAUUGUCGCCGUACACGCCUUUCUCCAGACAAAUCGUGACGAUAUCCUCUCAGCCAUGGGUGUGCAUCAGGAUGGACCAGUAGCGGCGGAUACUAGUUUCUAUGUUCGGCCAGUAGAGCUCCGUACUAUCUCGCUUGAUGACGGCCAGGGAAGAGGCGACUUUGGAUAUCUUUGGUCAUCACUGGCACGUGUCGCCGCCCGUCUUAGUGGAGAGGAAGGCGAAAUCAUGACGAGGGCUGAGAUUGACGCAGCACGCCCGCCACUUGAUCCCCAAAAUGGGAUACAGCUGGUAUCUUGGGGGUCUUUGCCACCCUUUGUGCCUCCAAUAAAACCACGAUGGGAGGAUUUGCGAGCUCCGGCUGAGAUGCAUCGAAUUCCGAAUAGAUGGGUGCCAAUUAAUGGCAAUGACGCGAAGGACUUGGAUAUCGAUACAUCAAUGUGA
Messenger RNA from Pestalotiopsis fici W106-1, 939 nucleotides. RefSeq lists its product as uncharacterized. The record is from RefSeq and is a predicted model, not a curated record. Bases 1 to 939 code for a protein of 312 amino acids. Lineage: Eukaryota; Fungi; Ascomycota; Sordariomycetes; Amphisphaeriales; Sporocadaceae. The transcript has a single exon.